CUACGCCGGUAGACUUGCCCAAAUCUGUCUCUCUCUCAUCUCACCUUCUCUCACAUCUCAUUCUUUGGCAUUAAAAAGAGAAGAAGCUGUGCUAAAGGCCGGGCACUACUCACAAAACACAAAGAGGCGAGGGAAGAGUAUAUAUAUUUAAACAGAUAUAAAUAUACACAUACGGGGGCAGGGCCAUGGAAGAAGAGAAGGUGUGGGAAAACAUGAAGUUUAUAGGCAUCAGUUUGGCUUUGUGUGUGUUGGUGGUUAGGGGCAUAAAUUGGCUGUGGUGGAGGCCAAGGAAGAUGGAAGAGCACUUCGCCAAACAGGGAAUAAGAGGCCCUCCCUAUCGCUUCCUCAUCGGCAAUGCCAAGGAGAUUGUGAGCCUCAUGGUCAAAGCUUCUUCUCACCAUAUGACAAACUGCCACAACAUUCUCCCCAGAGUCCUCCCCUUCUACCACCACUGGAAGAAAAUCUAUGGUAAUGGAACCAUCUAACUACCUAGCUCACAGCUACAUCUUAAUUUAUGUUCAAUGUAGUUCUUUAAUACUGAUUUCUUCAUUUUUUUUAUUUGGAAAAAAAAAAAACUGGUUUAAUUUGCAUCAUGGCUGGGAUUGGAGGGACAAAGCUAGGUUGUGAAAUAACAUUGUUGGUCUGGUCUUGUCACAAAAACCAAUCAAAGAUGGAUAUAUGUUUGUUUUGGAUGGGGUGCGUUUGGAGUUUUCUUAGUAAACAAUAGCAUCAUUACUCGUCUUGUCACCUGUCAUCUUUUAUCUAGACAAAACUAACAAGUUUGAUCCAUCGGGCCUCAAAGGUUUGGCCUUUUUGUGUUAGCACUUUUUGAUUUUUUGUUUUCUUGGAUUUUGGGAUUGGAAAUGGGGGAGAAUCUCUUGGAUGAUGCUUAGCCACUUUAUGUACGACGUAGCAUCUUCUUUAUGCUUGAAGAUUCUCUUCUUACAAUUAAAAGUUCGUCCAUUUCCCCAACGCCUUCUUUCACCAGCACUUCAGUACGUCUGUAUCUAUCCCAGGCCAGGCCAGGCCAGCUUUUCUCUUUAAUGGAAUGGAAAGGAAAAGAAAAGAAAGUGUCUUAAAUUGGCCUGGGGUAGGCUUUGGUAUUAAAGCGGUCUGAGAACAUGGCGACAACAUUUGUUUGUGGUCCUGAAACUGUAACAAUGGUAGUUUCUGAGGGGGAUCGUUUUUUUUUAUCUUUGUGAUCUGAUUGUGUGUUGGGUAGGGGCAUAGUUAACUUUCCUUGUGUUUGACACCCAGCCCCACAACUGCAGGCAAGGGUCCUACGCUAUCCAUCAUUCUCUUCCUUCGAUCUCCUAAUUAAAUUAAAUUACAGAAUCCGUAUCUUUGGCAAACUUGGAUAACGAUAAAAAUAGGUGGACCGAAUUAUACAUAAAAAGGGUCAUCGAUCAUAUCGGUGAACUGAAAUCAAUCAAGUAUUAAUUACUUAUGUGUUAAAAUGAAAAAUGUAUGACGUACAGGUGCGACGUUUCUGGUGUGGUUCGGACCGACGGCGCGUUUGGCUGUAGCCGAUCCAGACCUGAUAAGAGAGAUAUUCACAUCGAAAGCGGAAUUUUACGAGAAAAAUCAAGCGCACCCUUUGAUCAGACAACUUGAAGGAGAUGGGCUUCUGAGCCUGAAAGGUGAAAAAUGGGCACAUCACCGCAAAAUCAUUACCCCCACUUUCCACAUGGAAAACCUCAAACUGCUAAUACCGGUGGCAGCCAGUAAAGUGAUUGAAAUGUUGGAGAAAUGGGAGGGCAUGUCAUGUGGGAGCGGAGACGUGGAAAUUGAAGUGUCAGAAUGGUUCGAAAUCUUGACCGAAGACAUUGUGGCACAAACUGCCUUCGGCCAUAGCUACCACGAUGGCAAAGCCAUUUUUCGGCUUCAAGCUCAACAAAUGCUUCUCGCCAACGAGGCCUUCCAAAAGAUUUUCAUCCCUGGCUAUAGAUUUCUGCCCACAAGAAGGAACAUAAGAUCUUGGAAAUUGGAGAAGGAGAUAAAGAGAUCAUUAAUGAAGGUUAUUGAAGAACGGAGAGGGGAGUCGGGAAAUGAGGUGCUUGAGAAUGGGCCCAAGGAUCUACUGAGCCUGAUGAUCCAAGCCAGCGUGAGAGAGGCCGCGGCGGCUGCGAGCCACGCCCCGGCGGCGUCGAUGAUCACGGCCAACGACAUCGCGGAGGAAUGCAAGACGUUUUUCUUCGCGGGAGAGCAGACCACGUCCAACCUGCUGACGUGGACGACCGUCUUGCUGGCUAUGCACCCACAUUGGCAAGACCAAGCACGUGAGGAGGUGUUCAAGGUGUGCGGGCCACGUGACAUACCAUCCAAAGAUGAUAUCGUCAAGCUUAAGACGUUAAGCAUGAUCUUGAAUGAGUCGUUGCGGCUGUACCCUCCGAUCGUGGCGACAAUCAGACGGGCAAAAGGUGACGUGGAGCUGGGAGGAUGCAAGAUCCCGUGCGGGACAGAGGUGCUGAUCCCAAUCCUGGCGGUGCAUCACGAGCAGAGCAUAUGGGGAAGCGACGCGAACGAGUUCAAGCCGAGCCGGUUCUCGGAGGGGGUGGCGCGAGCGGCGAAGCACCCGGCGGCCUACAUCCCGUUCGGGGUGGGAGUUCGGCAGUGCAUCGGGCAGAACCUGGCGGUGCUCCAGACCAAACUCACGCUGGCCAUCAUGCUCCACCGCUUCUCCUUCCGCUUGUCCCCGCGCUAUAGACAUGCUCCCACCGUGUUGAUGCUUCUGCACCCCCAGUUUGGCGCUCCCAUCAUUUUUACACGUUUACCGCCCCUUCAACAACCCACACAUCAUUAACACCCGGCCCGGCCGGAUCCAUUUUCCGCAUCCAGGUAAUUAAUUAGCCUAUCCAAGCUAGCUAGGAUCUUUUUUCCUUUUCCUUGCUUCGAUCUAUAGUUCUAUUUAUUUGGUGAUCCGAUCUACUAAUUCCCCAUCCCAUCCGGCCCCCUGUGUAUGUAAAGCUAGCUAGCCUAGAUAUGUGCAGUAAAUUAUGAAGUAUAUUAAUUGUAACCCGGCCCAGUUUUGCUAUAUUCAUCCACCAGAUGACUUUCUUUUACCUACUUACUCAUCCAUUCAUUCCUCGACUCAUGUAACUCCAUCACAUUAUAUUAUUAUUAUUAUUAUUAUUAUUAUUAUUAUUAUUAUUAUUAUUAGUAGCAGCAGCACCAGCAGCAGCUAGCUAGCAGGUAGGUAUAUAUAUAGGUCAAUUCAAUUCAUGGUCAUGGACAUGGAUUUUACAAUUUCAAGACAUUUGUGUUAGUUUCUACGUACUCAUGCAAUCCAGAGUUACGUUAUGUGCAUAAUUAAAUUUCAUCUUAUUUAAUUUUCAUAACAUUAUUCUUAUAAGUACGCGUGUCUUCUUGUUUUCCAGUUAAUUGUUAUAUAUGAUGGAUUCCAGCUUAGCUUUUCAAUGGAUAAUUUUGACUAAAGCAUUGACAAAAUGCUGAAAUAAUACCAUCAUUGCUUCGUUCCUAAAAUAAAACUCAUGGACUCCUAAUCCGUGAAGUUUAAUAGGAUCAAUUAUGCACUUCAAUGAACUUUAAUUUUAGUCCUAUUUAUAGUCAUAACUAUAAUUUCUAUGGACUCUCAUCAAAACUCCUCCACUUCUUUGGCAUUCCUGGUCAAAUGUUUUGUUUUCUUAACUCAUAAUAGUCGAUAAAAAAAUAAAUUGUUCAAAAUAGAGGUAAAACAUGACUAAAGUUUAAUGUUAGAACUAAAUAUGUUGUACGCUGCUGUUAGUUAUCCAUAUGUAAUCUAAUUUAUGGGUAGACUUUGGUUAGGUCCUCCUAUAUCUUUGGUUUCUUGCCUCUACCUCAAAAAACCUUAAGUGAUUCUUUGGACUACCACCGGGUUCAAAUAAUAUAAAAAAGAACUAAAUAUGUUGUAUUUGCAAAAUGUGUUAUCCAUUCUUGAUCACAUAAAUUAAUAGAAUAAAACAAUCAAAACUUCCCAAAAUAGGGGUGUGUCAGUGUG
This is a messenger RNA of Cuscuta europaea, 3979 nucleotides long. Lineage: Eukaryota; Viridiplantae; Streptophyta; Magnoliopsida; Solanales; Convolvulaceae. The record is from the annotation of a GenBank genome assembly.